Messenger RNA from Mustela erminea (ermine), 387 nucleotides. RefSeq names its product 60S ribosomal protein L39-like. Gene Ontology annotation, biological process: translation. The coding region runs from base 35 to 190 and encodes 51 amino acids. The record is from RefSeq and is a predicted model, not a curated record. The transcript has a single exon. Gene Ontology annotation, cellular component: cytosolic large ribosomal subunit; ribosome. Lineage: Eukaryota; Metazoa; Chordata; Mammalia; Carnivora; Mustelidae. Gene Ontology annotation, molecular function: structural constituent of ribosome.
CAUCCUGCUGUGUGCUGCGGGCUGUUAAUUGACCAUGUCUUCUCACAAGACUUUCAGGAUCAAGCGAUUCCUGGCCAAGAAACAAAGGCAGAAUCGUGCCAUUCCCCAGUGGAUUCGGAUGAAAACUGGUAAUAAAAUCAGGUACAACUCCAAGAGGAGGCACUGGAGGAGAACCAAGCUGGGUCUCUAAGGCGUCCCACAUCACGCGAUGACACACCUAAUUGGCACCAAUUAAGCUACUUAAGGAUCAUGUGUUCUAUUCCAUCACCCUGUAAACACCUUUCUGCCUGGCCAAUAGAUACCAUUUAUCAGCGAAAGAUUUUUCUGUUACUAUAGCUCUGCACCAGUGGGUUGGUUUGGUAAUAAACGUGAGGCCUUUGAGCUGUA